This is a messenger RNA of Schistosoma margrebowiei, 534 nucleotides long. NCBI's taxonomy places the organism in Eukaryota, Metazoa, Platyhelminthes, Trematoda, Strigeidida, Schistosomatidae. The record is from the annotation of a GenBank genome assembly.
AUGGUCAUUGGAAAUAUCUCUGUCAUCGUCGUAAUAUUUAUAACUUUAUUACUCAACACUUGCAAAGCUAUGAAGGAAAAUUCAUUUAAAACCACCAUCACACGGCGACGUGAUCUAGCCAAUUUAACUCUCUUCAACUUCACUGAUUAUAACACCAAUGCAUUUGAAAAUUGGAUUGAGGUAUCAGAUGCCACUGUAAUUGGAGGGCGAUCUAAGGCUACACUCGUACGACUUAAAGGACAUAAUUACCAAUCAGCGAUUUUCUUUUAUCUUCUCACUCCACGAGAAAAUGAAUCAAGUUUUGCUGGAGUUCAUUGGAUAGUGGCUGAUGAUGUUUUGCCAGCUUUUGACGGUGUAAUCAUUGACCUACAUAGACAGGGUCCACAUUCUCAUUUCAGAUUGUUCUAUGGUGAAUUUUCAGAUACAAGCAAUUGUGCAUCAUACGAAUCAGUAGUCGAGACGUCUGGAGAACGAGAACAAUCAUGUUCUGAAAGUUAUGAUGAUCUUUCAGGUUUUAAAUCAUCUUGUAAAUGA